Molecule: messenger RNA, 3223 nt
Organism: Sesamum indicum (sesame)
Lineage: Eukaryota; Viridiplantae; Streptophyta; Magnoliopsida; Lamiales; Pedaliaceae
Gene: LDA
Product: limit dextrinase
Biological process (GO): carbohydrate metabolic process
Molecular function (GO): pullulanase activity
Source: RefSeq, a predicted model, not a curated record
GUCGGGACGUGACCUACAUCCAUCUAAGGCGGACUGUAUUAUGGUUAGGGAGCUUCACAUAUAGUGAGAGGUAGUACCGCAUACACACAACGAAGUUAAUGUCUCUUUUACGUUCAUCCGCUCCAUUCUUGUCCGCAUCCAAGAAAUCCAGGUCCCCUUGUCUUCCUCUCCCAGCUCGGCCACUGUCGACAUGUUCGACUCGACGGCGACUUAGUGGCUGCCGCCCUAUUGUCAAGCUCAGGGCUUCCUCUAAACGCCGCUGUUCCGCAGCCAUGGCCAUUCAUGAAGGCUCCACUUCUUCCUCUUCUCCUCUUCAGGAUGGCAUGUUGUAUGCUCAAGCAUUUUGGGUCAGUAAAUCAAUAAUUGCUUGGGAUGUGGAUGCUGGAGAUGGAUCAUGUUGUCUCUUCAGCAGUAAAAAUGCUAGUCUGUCUGUAGCAAAUGGGGAAAUUCACGGUUAUGAUACAAAAAUUAAGCUUGAAGAAAGUAAUGAAAGGCUUCCAGAACAUGUAACUGAAAAAUUCCCUCACAUCCGGGAUUUGAAACACUUCCAAGUUCCACCAGCUCUGGAUGUCAAAACUAUAUUAAAACACCAAUUAGCAGUUGCUGUAUUGAGAUCAGAAGGAGAAUGCACCUGUAUCACUGGUCUGCAGUUAGCAGGUGUCCUAGAUGAACUAUUCACUUAUAAUGGUCCUCUUGGCACAAUAUUUUCUUCUGAAGCUAUUUCUCUGUACCUUUGGGCACCCACAGCACAGGAAGUGAAUGUGCUUAUUUAUUUGGAACCUGAGGGUGGCGAUCCCUUAGAGUUUAUUGAGCUUGAGGAGUCGCAUGGAGUUUGGAGUACUAAAGGGCCAGUGACUUGGGAGGGCUAUUACUAUGUCUAUGAAGUCUCUGUCUACCAUCCCAGCACAUUGCAAAUUGAAAAGUGUAUUGCAAAUGAUCCAUAUGCAAGAGGGUUAUCAGCUGAUGGCAGGCGAACCCUUAUAGUGAAUGUUGAUUCUGAGACUGCGAAACCUAAAGCAUGGGAUAAUUUGGUAGAUGAAAAGCCAAAUCUUCUUUCGUUUUCUGACAUCAGUAUUUAUGAGUUGCAUGUAAGAGACUUCAGUUCCAGUGAUAAUACUGUUCCUUCAGACUUUCGUGGUGGCUACCUUGCCUUUACUUUGCCGGCCUCAGCUGGAAUGCUUCAUCUUAAAAAGUUAUCACGCGCUGGUAUCACACACAUUCAUCUGCUGCCUACCUUCCAGUUUGCAGGUGUUGAUGAUAAGAAGGAUAAAUGGCAGCAUGUAGAUUUUCAGAUGCUCGAAUCAUUUCCAACAGACUCCGAAGAACAACAGGCUUGCAUCAUAGCUAUCCAGAAUGCAGAUGGGUAUAACUGGGGCUAUAAUCCAGUUCUCUGGGGUGUCCCAAAAGGGAGCUAUGCAAGCAAUCCUAAUGGUUCUUGCCGCAUAAUAGAGUUUCGGAAGAUGGUGCAGGCACUAAAUCGCAUUGGUCUGCGUGUUGUACUGGAUGUUGUUUACAAUCAUUUACAUGCAAGUGGUCCUCAUGAUGAUUACUCUGUCUUGGACAAGAUAGUUCCAGGUUACUACCUCAGAAGGAACCUUGAUGGCUUUAUUGAGCAUAGUACCUGCAUAAACAAUACAGCUAGUGAACAUUCUAUGGUUGAACGGUUGAUUAUCGAUGAUCUUCUCCACUGGGCUGUCAAUUAUAAGGUUGAUGGAUUUCGUUUUGACCUCAUGGGUCAUAUAAUGAAACGUACAAUGGUAAAGGCUAGAAGUGCACUCCAGAGUUUAUCAAAGCACAACGAUGGAGUAGAUGGCUCUGGCAUCUAUAUCUAUGGUGAAGGAUGGGAUUUUGGAGAAGUGGCUAAGAAUGGGCGCGGCGUAAAUGCAUCACAGUUCAACCUUUGUGAAACUGGAAUAGGGAGCUUCAAUGACCGGAUUCGAGAUGCAAUGCUUGGAGGAUCUCCAUUUGGACAUCCACUUCAACAAGGUUUCAUGACAGGUUUGUCUUUGGAGCCCAAUGACCAUGACCAUGGAAGCAAAUCUACUGUCGACCAUAUGUUGGCUAUAUUGAAGGAUCAUAUUCAGGUUGGAAUGGCUGCUAACCUCAAGGACUUUGUUUUAACAAACCAUGAGGGCCAAGAGGUUAAAGGAUGUGAAAUUUCAAUGCAUGAUGGAGCACCUGUUGCAUAUGCUUCAAGCCCCAUAGAGACAGUUAAUUAUGUUUCUGCCCAUGACAAUGAAACCUUGUUCGACAUUGUGAGUUUAAAGACUCCGUUAAAUAUCUCUGUGGACGCAAGGUGUAGGAUGAACCAUUUAGCGACCAGCAUAAUAGCACUUUCCCAGGGAGUACCUUUCUUCCAUGCUGGUGACGAGAUUCUUCGGUCAAAAUCAUUAGAUCGUGAUUCAUAUAAUUCUGGUGAUUGGUUCAACAGGUUAGACUUCAGCUACAACUCUAAUAAUUGGGGAGUUGGUCUUCCUCCGAAAGAAAAGAAUGAGCGAAAUUGGCCGCUAAUGAAAACCAGAUUGGCAGAUCCAGCCUUUAAGCCUCAGAGGAGUCACAUUCUUGCAGCACUUGAAAACUUCUCUAUCUUUAUUAGUAUCAGAUACUCUUCACCACUUUUCCGUUUGGACACAGCGAAAGCAAUUAAGGAACGAGUACGGUUCCAUAAUACCGGUCCAUCAUGGGUCCCCGGAGUGAUUGUCAUGAGCAUCGAAGAUGGCCAUGAUGGAGUUCCAGGACUUUCUCAGCUGGAUCCCAUCUACUCCUACAUCGUUGUACUAAUCAAUGUGUGCCCAACUGGUAUAACGUUCAGCAGCCCCUCUUUGAGGGGAAAAGAUCUACAAUUGCACCCACUACAGAUGCAUUCAACCGACCACAUUGUCAAGAACUCGACAUAUGACUCGUCCGCUGGUUCGUUCACAAUACCCUCAAGAACAACUUCUGUUUUUGUUGAAGCUCGAGUUUCUUGAGACAUUAUGUUAUCUUUGCAAUAUCGAUGGAGUUUGACUUUAUCUUUGUUAGGGAAGAUAUAUCAGUAACUUGAGAGGAUUCCAGACCCUACACUAUCCAUGAUAUAUUAUAUGUAUUUACUUGGUUUUGAUUCAACCAACUAGCAGUAAUCUGAUGUUGGCUUGUGGAAGAUUUAUGGUUCCUCAGCCACUCUGUCCAAAUUGUAUAGUUGCAGACCUUUUUUCAUAAAUAAACACAACUAUUAUUGUGUUCA